CCCGAAACAUGAAGCAACUGUCCCUCUCCCUCGUCGCCAUUUUCCUGACCCUAGAUGCGGUCAUAAGUAUGCCUGACUUCGUGAAGCCAGGUCCAUGCCCUAAUGUGAACAAAGCAGUGCUGUGGGAACGACAACAAAGAAACCACUGGCAGAUGGGCGGAGACUGGUACCAGCAUUCUAGCUCGCCCAAUCCCUUCGAUCCGUUCGCGAAAUGUGUUCUGUGGAAACUCCAAUACAUUGGAGGAGCUUUCCGAACGGAGUCGACAGGCCUCGAUGCAAAUGGGGCCGCAAAGAAGACGCAGGGGUCACUUUUCUACGAUCUACCUGGAAAGCAACUUGAAGUCACUCAUGAGGGAGCUCCGCCAGCACCACUGGUUGUACUCGACACCGACUACAAAAACUACGGUUGCUUCUACUCCUGCAAGGAUACCCAGAGGAAAUUUUAUGCUGACAUUGGCUUCAUCUUCUCUCGAACUCCCAAUAUGGAUCCUAAUCACGUCAGAAUUUGCCACGAAGCCUUCAACAAAAUUGGCGUCGAUGCCACGGCUUUCGUAAAGACUCCCCAAGGGGAUGGUUGCUCCUACGACAACAAACAAGUCGAGGUCGUCUGAAAGUUUUUUUUUUUUUUCCUUUUAACCUCUUGGGGGUUGGAUUACCAAUGGGUAUUUUCUUUUAUUUUGUGGUCGUGCGUAAUGCAACCAAUUCUUAAGACCUGAAAC
This is a messenger RNA of Macrobrachium nipponense, 719 nucleotides long. RefSeq names its product crustacyanin-C1 subunit-like. Gene Ontology annotation, cellular component: cytoplasm. Gene Ontology annotation, molecular function: pigment binding. The record is from RefSeq and is a predicted model, not a curated record. Lineage: Eukaryota; Metazoa; Arthropoda; Malacostraca; Decapoda; Palaemonidae. The transcript has 4 exons. Gene Ontology annotation, biological process: lipid metabolic process; response to reactive oxygen species. The coding region runs from base 9 to 611 and encodes 200 amino acids.